ACCCUAGCGUGUUGUUCACUGACCGUUGAAGUUCUCGUUCAUUGCUUUGCUUAAUCUCCGAUCCCUGAUUUCGUAGUUAGGGUUUCGGAGAAGUCUUCUAUAUUGUAAAUUAUACGAACGCAGAGCGAGAGAGAGAGAGAGAGAACUCAAGGAAGAGGAGUAAUGUCGGUUUCUUCUGAUAAAGAGCUCGAGACGAAGCUUCUGGAAUCUGGAGAAAGGCUUCUCGGACCAUUACCUUCCACUGUUGAGAGUCUUCUUCAUCUUCUCUACAAACUUUUGAACCGCCUUAAAGAGGUGGAAAAGACACAUACCGUCUCAAUUCAGAACGCAGUCUCUCAGUUGAAGACAACUUUAAUAGCUGAAAGACUGUUCAAGCAUUCUAAUUUCGAUGUGAAAAUCGCUACAGUGGCCUGCAUCACCGAGGUGAUGAGGAUAUAUUCGCCGGUCGCUCCAUAUGAUGAAGACAAGAUGAGGGAGGUAUUGCAGUUAAUCGUAUCAUCAUUCGAACAUCUAGACGACGUAAAUAGUCUCUCCUAUACCAUAAGGAUAUGGAUACUUAACACUGUGGCUAAGUGCCAAGUAUGUGUUCUGAUGUUGGAUCCUGAGUAUGUUGCUCUUCUAAUUGAGAUGUUCCAGCAUUUAUUCAAGGCUCUAAGGGAUCAUCAUCCAAUGGAAGUAUUUUUAGAUAUAAAGAACAUUAUGACUCUUGUUUUACAAGAAAGCGAUGGUAUACCUCCAGAGUUGCUUUCAAUAAUCCUACGUUAUGUUAAAAAGGAUGAUGAGGUUCCCCUAAUAUCACGGAGGUUGGCUGAACAAGUUCUCAUUAACUGUGCUAGCAAGUGCAAAACAUAUCUGGCUGAAGCUGUGAAAUCAUCGGGCGUGUCUUUAGAUGAGUAUGGUAAUGUGGUGGCUUUCAUAUGUGAAUGGGCAUUUGGUGAAUGGGCAUUCAGUGAUUUGAAGAAGAACGAAGUUGUUGCUCGUAAAAAACUAGUCGGUUCCUCUGGAAAGUCAGUAUCGAAGUCAAAGACAGAUGUGAAGCAACCGUUAGAAGAAAUGUCUAAUGGAAACACAAAGAGAAAACACAGUCUAGCCAAAGAGAAAGCAUCUGAUCUCCAAAACUAUGAUAAAAAGUUAGUUGGGUCGAGGAUCAAAGUCUGGUGGCCUAUGGAUCAAGCGUAUUAUAAAGGCGUGGUUCAUUCAUAUGAUUCUUCUAAAAAGAAACAUCUGGAUCAAGAAGCAAAUCAGACUGGCCGUGACCAAGAAGCCUCUACAAUGUCCCAGAAGAAGAAAGCUAAGACAGGCAAGGCACAGUCAGCUGAUAAGCAAUCGAAGAUGGAUAUAUCUCCACAGAUGCUUUCGCCAAUUCCACGUUAUGUUGAAAAGGAUGAUGAGGCUCCCCAAGUAUCACCUAGGUGUGCAGAACAACUUCUCUGUAGCUGUCCUAGUCAGGUCAAAAAGUAUCUGACUGAAGCAGUAAAAUCGUCGAGCGUCUCUAUAGAUAAGCAAAAUAAUGUAGUGGAUUCAGUAUGUGAAGGGGGAUUCAAUGCUUUGGAGCAGGAAGAAGUUGUUUCUCAUAAAAAGGAAGAUAAGCAGAAAGCUGCAAAAGUUUCUACCCCUGAGCAAACUUGUGUCUCUAAGAGGAGACUGAACCUGUCACUUCCUCAUGAAGGAGACCCUGCUGAAACUGAGACUCCGACACACAAGCGAGCUCGACUUUAUGAAGUUCAUGUUGAGAUUGAGAAGACAGCUGCGGAAGGGGAACCCUCUUGCCGCACUCACAAAUCCCGUCUUGAGCCUGGAGACCCUCAAGCUUGCUACGUCACACAUCAGUUGGCUAAGGUGAAACAGAGCCUCAUAGACACUAUAACCAGUGUAAGACAGUUUGGCUCUGAGCUUGAGACGAAGGAACAGAGCAUUGUAGACACUUUGACCAGUGUAAGACAGUUUCGCUCUGAGCUGGAGACCAAGGAACAGAGCAUUGUAGACACUUUAGCCAGUGUACGACAGUUCCAGGCUGAGAUUAAGAAAAAGGAAGAUAAUCUGAAAGCUUCGCUGCAGGAAGUUGACGUGUUAGGGGGGAAGAUAUCCGGAAUCAACUCAUAAUCAAGUUUAGAGUGAAAAUGAAGAUCAAGAAAUGA
Eutrema salsugineum is the source of this 2138-nucleotide messenger RNA. RefSeq lists its product as uncharacterized. Gene Ontology annotation, cellular component: nucleus; chromatin. The coding region runs from base 163 to 2103 and encodes 646 amino acids. The transcript has 13 exons. Gene Ontology annotation, biological process: DNA repair; mitotic sister chromatid cohesion. The record is from RefSeq and is a predicted model, not a curated record. NCBI's taxonomy places the organism in Eukaryota, Viridiplantae, Streptophyta, Magnoliopsida, Brassicales, Brassicaceae.